Lytechinus pictus (painted urchin) is the source of this 3128-nucleotide messenger RNA. RefSeq names its product protein AF-9-like. The record is from RefSeq and is a predicted model, not a curated record. The coding region runs from base 188 to 2185 and encodes 665 amino acids. Gene Ontology annotation, cellular component: transcription elongation factor complex. The transcript has 5 exons. Gene Ontology annotation, molecular function: chromatin binding. Gene Ontology annotation, biological process: positive regulation of DNA-templated transcription. NCBI's taxonomy places the organism in Eukaryota, Metazoa, Echinodermata, Echinoidea, Temnopleuroida, Toxopneustidae.
AUAACUAUUGGGCCGUGACACAGGGCGGGCAUUCAAGAUCCCCGUUCAAAAAUCAUAGUGUGGCGCAAUUUUCGCUUGCUUGAUUUUGUAUGAAAUCAUGGGCGCAGCGAAAUUAUGAGAUUUUUCUCAAAUUUUCUUGCGAAAUUCCCGAAUUAUUAGAGAAGAAAGAGGAUAAUACGUGGUCAUAAUGACCACUCAGUGCGUACAGGUGAAGCUAGAGUUGGGCCAUCGGGCCACAAUCAGGCCCAAACCAACGGCAGAUGGAUUCACCCACGACUGGACAAUGUUUGUCCGAGGUCCAGAAGGAAGCUGCAUAGAGCACUUCGUUGACAGAGUCGUGUUCCAACUCCAUGAGAGCUUUCCAAAGCCUAAGAGAGUUGUGAAAGACCCGCCUUUUGAAGUUUCUCAGUCAGGCUACGCAGGAUUUGAAAUGGCCAUCGAUGUUUACUUCAGGAACAAGGAGGAACCUAAGAAAGUUCGCUUUCUCUAUGAUCUCUUCCUUCACGUUGGUGGUCAGCCGCCGGUCAAUCAUAUCCGAUGUGAAAAACUGACCUUCAGGAAUCCCACAGAAGACUUCAGACGCAAGCUGCUCAAAGCAGGAGGGGUUGGAGUUAUGCCAGUGGACCUCGAUAUUCCGACCAUCUCCACGAAGCUGAAUGCUACAGGGGGUAAGCCGAGCGCCCCUGCAGCCACACCCGCUACCGACCCUUCAGCUUUCACAAAAGGGAAACCCCAGUCGGCUGCUGCUGCUGCAUCUGCGACUCACCAGGGCUCUAAGAAACCUAAGAGCAUGUCAUCGUCCACCUCCUCAUCCACCCCUUCGUCAGGGUCAACGAUACCGAGCAAGGAGAGUGGGAAAGCAAGUACACCAAAGACCAAGGAGCUCAAGGAACCUAGUAAGCCCAAAAGUAGUACAAAAGAGAGCAAAACCACCACAAAGGAGACCAAGACCUCAACAAAAGAACCGAAAUCUUCAACUAAAGACCCCAAGUCUUCAACAAAAGAGCCCAAGUCGGUCCCAAAGGAGCACAAAGCAAGUCCUCGAGAGCCAAAGCCAAGUCCGAAGGAGCCCAAACCCAGUACCAAGGAAUCUAAACCCAGUCAGAAAGUGAGUUCGAAAGAUAUUAAGUCCACUAGCGAGAGCAAGCCACCUGCCAAGGAGAGCAAAGACUCUAAACCAAGCGGAAAGGCUAAAGAAAGCAGCAAGCAAACUGCCAAAAGGUCUGUCACGGAGUCCUCCCCUAUGGCCUCCACUCCUGCCAAGAAAAGGAAACAGAGUACUUCAACUAAGGAGGACAAGGGCAAAGACGAAACAUCUCGUGAUGCAAAGACUGCAAAGAUAAAAUCGGAAAAGACUCCAUCAAGUGAAAAAGAGAAAUCAACUAUAUCAGAAAAAGGAAGUAAAAGUAAGGAAAAGACUAGCAAAGUGAAAAAGAGUACCAACAGCUCCAGCAGUAGUAAGACGACACCUGCUCCAGAUCAGGGGCUGUUUACACCAGAGAUCACUAAAUCAAAGACAAAGUCCAAAGCAAAGCAGACAAAGGAACCGAAGAAAGAACCAAAAGAACUGCCUCCUUUUGAUGCUGAGCUAAGUACGGAGGAGGUGGAGAAUGAUGCUCCCAGUCCAAGUUCCAGUAUCAGUUUCUCAUCGCUGCCGGGGCGGGGUGGUGGUACAGGCACCCUCGGGAUGCUCAUGCAGGACUUGGAAUACGAAGAUAAUGACGAUGAUGAUGAUCAUGAUAUGGAGAGACCAUUCCAGAACAGCGCUCCACCCCCUGGCAGGCAUCGCUCCAUGUCUAGAGACAGCAACCUGAGUAGUAACAGUCGACACAGCUCACCCUCACCUGAAAUCGAAAAGCCAAAGCCUGUUACAAAGUCAAGUUACGGCUCGAACAAAAAAUCUGGCGCAACGGGCAAGAAAGGCUCCAAAGUUGAAAAGAAACCUAAGAAUGUUGAAAGUAAACAGAAAUCAUCCCAAAACAGCAACAUCGACUAUUUGUAUGAGCUCGUUGACCUGCACAAAAGACUCAUGAAACUCACGGACAGAGACAAAUUGCAACAGGUCGUUGACCUCAUUGGAGAGACUGGGUCAUUCAAGGUCACAGACACGACCUUUGACUUUGACCUUUGUUCCCUGGACAAAAGUACAGUGAGAAGGCUGCAGGAGUAUGUUCCGACAUUGUAACCAUCAUGUAAUCGGUUUUUGACCAAGAGGGCAUAACCACCUCAACCUCUGUUUGUCCGUAAAGAGUCGGAUCAUUGUCUCAUAAUGUAUCCUCUCAUUUUGUAAAGUUGUUGAAGUUCUUUCGAUUCUUCACAGACGAUAUGUUAUUUCUUGCUCGGAAACAGAAGCUGCAGAAUUGUAAGUCUUUGUCUUGUCUGGAUUUUUUUUGCUGUAUAACAUAGCUACGUUUGUCCGCAAUUUUUAUAACGUGAAAUUCUAAGGUGUAUUUUGUAAAUAUUUGUACAUGAAUUGGAACCGUUUUGAAUUUACUUGUAAAUAUGAAGCGGCCAGAAGCUGACACAUAUUAUUUGCGUGCUACUGCCAAGUACGGCUCGUGUUGCUAGAGAGUGCUGAGAGACAGUUCAACUGUUGCUGUAUUUAGUCUUGUUAAUGCGCUUAUUUAACUCUGAAGAAAGGAUAUUUAUUUUUGUAAUGUUUUGUUUGUGUUAUUUCUGCUUGAUGCACAUAUGCUCCAAACAUGAAAUAAACUACUCAGCCUGGUGAAAAUGUUUAAAAAUUAUGGUACUACUGUGAAAAACAAGUUGAUUACAAUUACAUCAGUUCCACGUAUAUGUACAUGUAAGUUACUACGGCACUGGCCACGGAAACGGGAUGGGGGGGGGGGCUGCUUUUUUUCCGAAUUUGUGUACAAAAAUGUAAAAAUGACCAUCUGAUUAUGAUUUUUUGCAUGGUCAGCCCCCCCCCCCUUUCCAAAACUGUUCCACGGCCCCUGUACAGGAACUAUGUUGCAGCUUUAACCGCGUGUAAGAUUGCUCAAUAGCUGGUUGAAAUUCGAUUGUUUAUUUAUAGAUAAAAUUGCAUUGACUUGCAAAGUAAUUGUGAUUUCUGUCCUUCAGUUUAACAAAGAAAUUUUGAAAUUUCAAGAAACCGAAUUGAACCUCCC